UUUCACUCCAGUAUCAUCCACCUUUUCCUUUUCUCUUAUUAGAUACUCUAGGGUUAGGGUUUCUAAUCUCUGCAACGUAGAGAUUCGAGAGAAGAGAUGUGGCAUGAAGCGAGGAGGUCGGAGAGAAAAGUCCAUGACCUCAUGGACGCAGCUCGAAAGAGGGCUCAGAGACGAGCCGUGUUUCUGGCCAAGAGGCGUGGUGAUCCUCAACAAUCGAUUCAAGUCCUAGGAUCUCGCUCUCGCACGUACCGCGACGAUGGUCUCUACCAGGCCACCCUUGAUCAGCAAGGCCUGAUACCGUGGAAUGGGAAACAGAAUAUUUUGAUUGACAGAUUUGAUGGCCGUGCUCUACUUGAUUUCAUUCGAGAUUCUGAUUCCCGACAUUUUCGGGCCCAACAGAAAACCGAGGAAGAGGAAGAAUUAGAAGAGUUUGUUAAUUUUGAGCGUUAUCGGGAUUUAAUUAAGCAUCGACGUAGAGGAUUUACUGAUGAAGAGGGUUUGCAACAUGUUAAUGAAGAGAUGGAGGCCAAGACUGUUGCUCCAUUUACAUCAGACAGAUCUCAGCUGCCACAGCCUCCAGCAAGCAAGGGUUCAUAUUCACAGGUGGGUUUCUCCUAUGAUGGAGAUGGAAAAGAGGAAACUCAUUUUUCAGAUGGUGAUAAUGAUGAUGAUGAUGAGGAUGACGAGGAUGAUGAGGAUUUUAACAGUGAUGAUAGCAAUGAUGAAGGAAUGGAUACAAUAGCAAAAGAAUUUGGAGUGAAGAGGUAUGGUUGGCUUGUUUACAUGGAUAAAAAAGCUAAAGAGGAAGAGAAAAGGCAAAAGGAAGUGAUCAAGGGCGAUCCUGCAAUUAGAAAGCUGAGUCGCAAAGAAAGAAGAAAGGCUUCUCAGAUAGAAAGAGAGAGAGAAAGAGAAGCUACACGGGUGACUGGAACUCGCAUGCUUCAGCAUGAUCCCUACAGGGAACCUAGAAGAAGUCCAACUUAUGAUGCUUAUCCUCGUUCUAGAAGAUCAAGGUCAAGAUCACGUUCAUACUCCCCCUCAUACUCCAGGCGCUAUGCUCGUGGUGGGCAUGAUGAUGUUCAUCGAAGCAAAUCAAAGACUCCUAAGAUAGAAUACAUUACUGAAUUUGGAGGCUCUGCCGAUGGUGAUGAUCCAAAGUUUGAAGGAUUUUCUCCACCACCAUCUCCUCCAUCUCAUGCUGAUGCGUUGAACCGGCCUUCAUCUGGUCGCAUACUUGAGGCACUGCAUGUUGAUCCUGCUUCUGGCAUAUCCCUUGACAAGGAAAAGCAGUCCAAAGUGUUGAAGCCAUCAGUGAGUACAUCAUCUGCAUUGUCAAAGCUAAGCAAGCCAACAACUAUUGGAGGCCCCUUAAAACAACAGGGGGAAAAGAAGGAAAGACCCCAAGAACGGCUCAAAAGGAUCAUGAGCAAGCAGCUAAACAAACAAAUAAAAAAGGAUACUGCAGUUGAAAUGGCUAAGAAACGAGAACAGGAGCGCCAGAGGCUGGAGAAACUGGCAGAAACAAGCCGAUUAAGUCGAUACAGGUAUCGUAGCCGCAGCAGAAGUGACAGUCGCUCGCCUCCUAGAAGACACCAGCGCUGCAGAAGUCCAAGUAGGAGUAGGAGUUCGCGAAGAAAUUAUUCUUCCCGUGCCCGUUCGCCCUCCUGGUCUGGUUCAGGCUCUCACUCCCGCUCUCAAUCUCCUUCUCGUUCUCAUUCUCGCUCACCAAGGGUAAGAAGCCGCGCAAGGUACUGAUGGAGAGCUUGUGUCAAGGGUGGAGUACGCAUUCUUAUGGAGGAAGAAAAGCCAAAUGCUUGAAAUAGCUAGGGGUGAUUUUAUGAAGGAAAAAGAGAGACAGUGCACACUCUUGUUUAACCUGUUACGCUUUGUGUCAACUGUGUUAACUUCAUCAUAUGUAAUAUAAUAAGUGAACAGUAAUUUGUUCUCUUUUGUUCGUUCUCAGAUCAAAGUGUACUGAUUCUGGAUAUGUUUCAAUGCUAGUGAUACUUGGGGUUCUAAA
This is a messenger RNA of Vitis riparia (riverbank grape), 2020 nucleotides long. RefSeq names its product CLK4-associating serine/arginine rich protein. Lineage: Eukaryota; Viridiplantae; Streptophyta; Magnoliopsida; Vitales; Vitaceae. The coding region runs from base 97 to 1755 and encodes 552 amino acids. The record is from RefSeq and is a predicted model, not a curated record. The transcript has 13 exons.